Messenger RNA from Cornus florida, 390 nucleotides. RefSeq lists its product as uncharacterized. The coding region runs from base 1 to 390 and encodes 129 amino acids. The transcript has a single exon. Lineage: Eukaryota; Viridiplantae; Streptophyta; Magnoliopsida; Cornales; Cornaceae. The record is from RefSeq and is a predicted model, not a curated record.
AUGAAGGGGGUUACGAGAUUUGGUAGGAAGAAAGGGAAGCUAGCUCCUCGAUUCAUUGGACCUUUUGAGAUCACAGAGAGGAUUGGGGAAGUGGCAUAUAGAUUGGCUUUACCACCCAAACUCUCUGCUGUUCAUAAUGUUUUCCAUGUUUCCAUGUUGAGGAGGUGCUUAAGGGAUGAAAACCAGGCUAUUGACUGCACAGAGGUUCAGUUGCGCUCUAAUACAACCUAUGUUGAGACGCCUAUUCGCAUUGUUGAUCGUAUGGUGAAACAGUUGAGGCGGGCAGAGAUACCUCUAAUGAAGGUGCAGUGGAAUCAUCAGGAUGAGAGAGAGGCUACUUGGGAGCUAGAGUCUGAAAUGAAGCUAAAGUACCCACAUCUCUUCGAAUGA